CAUAACCAAAUUGACUUGGCAACACAGGCUAAAACGGUCCCGCCCCUCGUGCACAUCAAAGGCCUGUUCAGAUUGCCUGAGAGGAAAUAUUCAAAGCAAGCAGUGCAGCUGAGUGAAAUAGAUUCAUCACAGACAGAAGAGCUGUUCUUACAAGAAUUUUAAGGAUGUGAAUAUUGCACCCCUUCUGGAGAUGCAAGUGAACAUUGAUUAGCAUGCAAGCUAAUUCACAACAAUCAGGACAACUGCAAAAUUUGCAUGGAAAAGGGACCUCACCUAGAGAUGGGACCGCUAAUACUCUGGGCCAAAACCUUUAUCAGCUAUGUUUACCAUCUCACGCUGCAAGCCCAUCGUAUCCAGGACAAGGUGCCACUGGAAAUUAUUUUACACAGUUCACCUGCACAGUCCAACCGUCAACCAGUGACCAGAUUUUGACUAGUGGCAUUCAAGCUACCAAAGACACUCCUCUUACUUCAAAAGAAAAUUCAGGAAAACAGGACUCACAAAUUAUUCUGUGGAACAUGCCCUCUAAUUGUCAGAUAUUCUUACCUGUUAACAACAUAAAUCUACAGGGUGCUCCCAACAAUAAUGGGCCAAACAUGCCACACUGUGCCUUUAACUCAAAUAACAGUUUAUACAUCCAGCAGCAAAAUAUUUCCUUGGCAGCUGGCCCAAAUAAUUCACAACAGGUUGUGAACACUGGCAAUUUGCAUAGCAGACAGCAACAUGUAAAUGCUCCUAAUUUGGCAAAAGACUCACCAAAAACAAGAACAAACUUGCCAUCUGAUCUGAAAUAUUACCCCCCAACAGAAAAUGCCCCUCAUGGUCACAGUAGUUUGUUUGGUGGCUACCAUUACCAGUUAUUGAUUCCUGAGAAGUCAACCCAUGCUAAUUUGCAAACACCUUCUACCUGUGUACAGAACAUUUCUGCACAGAGAGCUGUUGCCGUUGUCACGCCGUUAUCUCCGAUAGGAACAGCAUCUGUUAAUGGUUCAGACAAAUCUGCUUAUGCGAAAAUGAAUGUAAAUUCUGUGCAAGAGAUUGUACAGGAUCAACCAAAUAUUCCACAUGCUCUGGAGGCCAAUGCUAAUCUGAAUUACCAAAAGGGUGAACGUAAUGACCCAAUAAGCAAGCAUGUACGGCAUCAACCAAAUAUUCCACAUGCUCUGGAGGCCAGUGCUAAUCUGAAUUACCAAAAGGGAGAACCAAAUGAUCCAGCAAGGAAGCCUCAAAGGCCAAAGUCAGCAGAGCCAAGGCUUAAUGAUGGACUUUGCUAUGUAGUUGGAGCCAAAAGUCCCGUUUCGAUUGAGUCAACUGGUCGAAGUCGCCGUGCAAGUUCACCGAAGCUUAAAAGUGUGGUUGCAGAACAAAACAAAUCUGUGCCAACUCAAAUGCGAAAUGAACCGAGUGAUAAGAUAAAUAAUAACUGCACAUUCACAGACAAGAAAACUGUUGAAACGGAAACUAUUCCUGUUAUCGAAUGGCCAUUAGAUCGAUUGCAUACUUUAAUUGCCAUGAUUCAGCAAAUAGAAGACGGGCAUCAGAAGAAUGUCCAAAAAAAUGAUGUUUGGAGGGACAUCUUAAAGCUUUAUUGGAAUGGGGAUUAUGGCAAGUUUUAUGAUUCUGUACAAACUGGCAUAUAUCAGAACAUAAUGCAAGAAGUCUAUGGUUACUGUCUGACGAAAGAGCCUGUGAUAUUGAGGCAACUUAAAAGUGAUGUACGUAACAAAGUCAUCAAGGAUUUUCACGUUUUAAAACACAACGAAGAGCCACCGAAGAUGACGUACAAGUCGUCUUGGUUGAAUCUUAAUGAAAACGUUGAUGAUAUCGACAAGGAGUGUGGUUAUUCUUGGUUCUAUAAGUCCUUUCAAAAUGCCCCCGAACAUGAUGCACAAAUCUCAGCAUGUAAAACGCAAAACAAAUUGCAAGAAGCCACUGAAAAGCCAUCACUGACUAGGUGUAAACAGUUACCAACAGCGGUGGAGAACAAAGUACCAGCAGAAGAACCAACUUUGGACAAUGAAAGUCUUCAUGAAAACUUGCCUGUUUUGUUUAAUGAGCAAUCUCCAACUGUGUCUGAUGCUAACUGCUCAACAAAGCGUCAUUGUGUGGUUACAGAACAAACCAGCAGUCAACCAAAUAUUGCAAAUUCUUUAGAGGACAUGAUUACUGUUGUGAAGGAUUUGGAUAAAAAAGAUGUCCAGACUGGAAUGUCCAGGUUGGAUGACCAAUUUUGUAGUGAUGUUGGAGCCAAUAGUGUUUUGUUGCCCAAAUCAACCAGCCAAAGUGACUGCGCAAACUCACCAAAGCUCUAUAACGCAGUAGCAGAACAAAGAGAGGAUGCAUUAUCUCAAAUACAAAUUGGAUCCAGUGAAAAAAUGCCUAACAAUGACUGUGCCAUCCUUGAUGAGAAUGUGAGAUGUGAGACCUUUCCAAAACCUAAUCAAGAAAUUCCUGUGUGCAUGAAUGAAGAGGAGACUGACAAGGUGGGUUCUUCAGCCUAUAAGAUGAAUGUUCUACCUCAUGAAAUGGCUGAACAGCGUGAUACUAGUGAGAUGAUGGAACAUAAUGUCAUUGCUGCAUCACUAAACAAGCAUGAGACCUCUUUGUUAAAUGCUUCCCAAGUACUUAACACAAUAUCAAUGGAAGAACAAACAAGUAGGCAGAGGUUAGAGGAAAAGGCCAAAAAGUCAGCAUCUACAAUUCCAAGUACACUGUUAUCAGCCCUCUAUAAACCAUCUUUAGCUGAACAUAAUGAUGGUUCAACAGACGUUUCUAAAAAAGUACAAAUAGAAGAACAAACAUCUUCAGAGAAAAAUAUGUACAAGGAAAGUCUUCAUGAAAAAUGGCCAGUUCCCUUUAAUGCUCAUUCUCCACCUGUGACUGAUAACUGCUCACUGAAGCUUAAUGUGAUUCAAGAACAAACCAGUUGCCAGCCAAAUACUUUAAAUCCACUAAAUGCAAUGAAGAAUCUGGUAAGGAAAUUGAAAGGAUGUGAUUAUUUAUUAAAAAAGCAUCACAACUUAAAUGAAAAACGCAGUGGUUUGACAAGAAAGCAUCAAAGCUCCUCUAGAACAUUAAGAUUGAACAAUAGUUUUUGUAAUGGUGUGGGAGCCAAAAGUCCCGUGUUGAGAGAUGAAUCAUCCAGCCAAAGUGACUGCUCAAGUCCAUUGAUGCUCAGUCCUGUGGUUGAAAAACAACAAGAGUUUGUGUCCUUAACUCAAGUGCUAAAUGAAUCCAGUGACCGUGUGAGAUGUGAGAUUGACCCAAAACCUAGUCAAGAGCUUUCUGUACAAAUGAAUGAAGAGGAGAAUGUCGAGAUGGGUGCUUCAGCUUCUAUUAGGAUUAAUGUUCUCCCUCAGGAAGUGGCUAAACAAUGCUUUGCUGGUCAGUUGAUGGAAGAUGAAGAUAUAGCUGCAACAGCAGAAAUAAGACACAAAGCCUCUUUGUUGCGUACACCCCAAGAACAUGACAUAUUAACAAAAGAACAGAAGGAGAGGUUGGGAGAGGCUGAUGGCAACUGCUCACUGAAGGGCUAUGUGGUUGCGGAACAAACCAGUUGCCAAUCAAAUACAAUUCAUCCACUGACGGCCAUGACACAUCUGGGGAGGGGAGCGGGAGAAAAACGGCAAAUUGGAAAAUGUGACGUUUUGAAAAACAAGCAUCAACCCUCAACUGCAAUAUCAAGGCUGGAUUAUCGUUUUUCUAAUGGAGCCAAAAAUCUGGCGUUGACUGGAUCAACCAGUCAAAUUGACUGUGCAAGUCCACCGAAACUUCAUCCUGUGACUGCAGAACCAUGUCAAAUGCAAUUCAAUGAAGAAAUGCCUGAAAUUGACUAUGUACUCACAGAUGAGAGUGUGAGAUGUGAGACUGAUCCAAAAACUAGUCAAGAACUUCCUGUGCAAAUGAAUGAAGAGGACAUUGUUGAGAUGGAUGCUUCAGUGUCUAUUAGGAUUAAGGUUCUCCCUCAGGAAGUGGCUAAACAAUGCUUUGCUGGUCAGUUGAUGGAAGAUCAGGACAUUGCUGCACCACCAGAGAUGCACGCAAAUGCAACAUCAAGGCUGGAUGACCGUAUUGACUCUAUAAGUCCACCGAAACUUCAUCCUGUGUUCGCAGAACCGUCUCCAGUUCAAAAUGAAUCCAAUGAAGAAAUGCCUGACAUUGACUAUAUGCUCACAGAUGAGAGUAUGGUAUAUAAGACUGAUCCAAAACCUAGUCAAGAACUUACUUUGAACACAAAUGAAGAGGAGACUGACCAGAUGGGCACUUUAGACUCUAUUAAGAUUGAUGUUCUCUCUCACGACAUGGCUGAGCGAUGGUUUUCCGGUGAGAUGGAAGUUAAGGACUUGCAGAAAGACAUUGCUGUUCCUAUUACCACUGAGGACCAGGUUAAAGUUCAAGUCCUGGAGCUCAAGCCUAUACUCCUAGAAGAUGUGAAGCCAAAAGAAGGGAAAUAUCAUAGUUCUGGUGAUGAAAUGUUGGAGUCUUACUGUUGUCUUGCUAAAUGGUUUCAAACUUUAGAACAUGGAGAUGGCCCCUUGUGUAUGUGCCAGAAAAAAGCAGAGUUCAAAGAAGAAGAGACUCAAAUUGAGGUCCACGGCACAAGUUUAGAGUUGCAGACUGAAAAAGAGGAUUCUAACAAAUUGGUGGAACUGGAAAAUUCUACUCUUGAAAGAACAGAUGAUUCUGAAACCACAGAUGAUGAAAACCCCUUGUCGAACGAUCCUACUUGGGACACAACAAAGAUUCUGAAGGACGUUUCAAGUUCUGAAGAGGUUCGUAAGAUGGAGACUGAAAUGUCAGAGCAGACUAGAGAUGAAUCGCCUGCAAAAUGUGCAACAAAUGUGACCAUGAAGAAUGAGAUUGAGCAAGACAUCCCAACUCCUGAUUUGAAGAGGAAGACCAAUACGAUAUGUCUUGCACUGUAUGGGUCAUCUUCUGGAAGAAAAGAAGUAAGGCGAUCUAGAAGAUCUAAAGGGAAAGAAAUUUGUGAAGAGCCCCCAGAAACUCUUCAAGUAACUAUACUCUCUCAUCAUAAGUUUGAAGCGGAGAGUAAGUCAAAGAAGCACAAAGAGGUGGAAACACAAGAUGAAGAUGUUGUGGAUAAGAGCGAGAGAAUACGAAGAGCGUCCUCCAAAGACCUGGCUCUGCAUAGAACCUUGCCCUCACAUCCUGUUUCUGAACUCAGCAAAAAUGCACUUUCAUCUACCUCAAUCAAAAAGCUGCUUAAUCCAAGUGCUAAUGCAAAGAGUGGCGUCCAUUUGGGUGGGGGAAAUAAGCGAAAGAGACAGCAUAAGUGUUCGACUCAACAAAUGUCUAUGAAUAAAUAUGUCAUCAGAGGGAAGACUGUGCCAUACAAAUUAUUGCAUUCACCUGAUAACAUAACAAAAAGUAAAUAUGAGUUGGGGAACCCUGCUUUGUUGCCAUUGGAGGAGGGUCUUGCAUUGGAAUUCAAAGUAUUGCCAGAGUCUUUUAACUUUGAAGAUGGACCUGAACUCAAUUGCGCUCAAGCCGACACUUCACAGAGUACACAAAAUGAGAUGUCAGGCCCAGAAGAUAAAGUUAAACGGAUGAAAACAAGUCGUUCGCCAACACAAGGUGUUUGGAGUUUCAGCCCCUUGAAGAAAAAGCAAACUCAGCCCAUCCAGGUCGCAGACGUCUCAGGCUCAUGUAGCCUCUUCCAAGAGUUCAAGAAGAGAUAUCAUAAAAAGAAGGAAAUUGCCUCCAAGCAGAAUUCCAGUGAAAGAGCUUGAUUUCUUAUUAAAAUUUAAGCAAAUGGGUUUUUUUGUCGUGUUUACUUCCUGUUAAUAUGAUGAAUCUAUCAGAUGCAAAUUGCUGAAUGUACUGAUUAAUUUUUUACUGUGUACUUGAACUUAAAGUCUGUAUUAUAUCAUAAAUGCAUCAAUUGCACACUGGUCAUAUAGUUCAACAGCUGCUAGUAGCCAAGUCCUCAAGGAUUUGUGUGAGUCUGAGCUUUAUAGUUUAACUACAUUUUCAAGAAACAUGUUUGUCAUGAAGGUACAUAUAUAUAUUUUUUUAAUUUUAUAUUGUGGUUUAAGUCUGCUGGUUUGUAAAAAUUUGACAAUCUAUUUUUGUACAAUUUUAUAAAACUUUUUUUUAAUAAAACCAUUUUGUAAUACCUUUAA
Ctenopharyngodon idella (grass carp) is the source of this 6143-nucleotide messenger RNA. RefSeq lists its product as uncharacterized. The transcript is spliced from 4 exons. The record is from RefSeq and is a predicted model, not a curated record. Bases 213 to 5750 code for a protein of 1845 amino acids. NCBI's taxonomy places the organism in Eukaryota, Metazoa, Chordata, Actinopteri, Cypriniformes, Xenocyprididae.